AUGGAACGAUAUUUUAAGAGAAAGUUUUCAUCAACUACCUCUAGUUCAGAUAAUGUGGGUAGUUCAAGUGUAAGAGAUGUGGGUAUUUCAAGAGAUGUGGUGGGUAGUUCGAAAGAAAGUGAGUUGCAAGAUGUAUUGGCUAAUCUUCCUGCAGACCCUGGACUUCGACCUCAAAUGUUGGAUUAUGAUCCUAACAUUCGAGACGAAGUUCGAAGAGCAUAUCUACAGAAGGGUCCAUGUCAACCUAAGGAUCACACAUUUCCACAAACCGAUCUUUCAGGGUAUGAUCGACGCUUUAAUGUCAAGUGGUUUGAUGAGUUUGACUGGUUGGAGUACAGUAUUAGUAAAGAUGCUGCAUUUUGCCUUUAUUGUUAUCUCUUCAAAUCCAAUUUCAAAAUUGGUCAAGGCUGUAGCGAUGUCUUCACCGAGGUGGGUUUUACAAAUUGGAAGAAGAAAGAUAAAAUUAGGCAACAUGUUGGAGGUGUUGGGAGUGUUCAUAAUCAAUCUAGACAAUAUUGUGUGGAUCUUAUGAAUCAAAAGCAACACAUCCAAACAGUUUUGAUAAAGCAAUCAGACCAAGCUCGCAUUGAUUAUCGUAUUUGCUUGACAGCUUCUCUUGAUUGUGUGAGAUUUUUGUUGAAGCAAGGUCUUCCUUUUCGUGGCAAUGAUGAGAGUGACACUUCAAACAACAAGGGGAAUUAUGUAGAACUCUUACAAUUUCUUGCUGAUCAUGAUGAGAAAGUUAAGGCUGUUGUGUUAGAAAAUGCUCCAGGGAAUCUCAAGCUCAUAGCUCCAACAAUUCAAAAAGAUCUUGUGAAUGCUUGUGCAACUGAAACUAUUAAGAAAAUCAUUAAGGAUAUGGAUGGUGCCUUCUUCUCCUUAUUAGUUGAUGAAUCACGUGAUAUAUCAGAAUGGGAGAUCAAUGGUUGA
Messenger RNA from Prunus dulcis (almond), 930 nucleotides. RefSeq names its product zinc finger MYM-type protein 1-like. The transcript has a single exon. The coding region runs from base 1 to 930 and encodes 309 amino acids. NCBI's taxonomy places the organism in Eukaryota, Viridiplantae, Streptophyta, Magnoliopsida, Rosales, Rosaceae. The record is from RefSeq and is a predicted model, not a curated record.